Molecule: messenger RNA, 1239 nt
Organism: Triticum urartu
Lineage: Eukaryota; Viridiplantae; Streptophyta; Magnoliopsida; Poales; Poaceae
Product: peroxidase P7-like
Biological process (GO): response to oxidative stress; hydrogen peroxide catabolic process
Molecular function (GO): heme binding; peroxidase activity
Source: RefSeq, a predicted model, not a curated record
UGCUAGCAAUUAACCAAGCUAAGCACCUUGCUUCGAGAACUACAGCUGUUGGCAUAGUUUCCUCACACGUCACAAGAGUAUAUUCUGAUCAGGUGAUCGGCCCGUUGGCAUCACAAGCCAUGGCGUCCUCCAAGGGCUCCUGGGCCGCGCUUGCAUUGCUCCUCUUUGCUGCUCUCGCAUCCACGGCCGUCAACGGCGACCACAAGCUCUCCGCCAGGUACUACGACGAGACGUGCCCCAACGUGCAGCGCGUCGUGCGGGCGGUCAUGGCGUACAAGGUCGCCAGCGAGCCGGCGGUGGCGCCCGCCCUCCUCCGCCUCUUCUUCCACGACUGCUUCGUCAACGGAUGCGAUGGGUCCGUCCUCCUCGACGGCACGCACUUCUCCGAGAGCGAGAAGGACGCGCUGCCGAACGCUUCCCUCCGAGGCUUCGAGGUGAUCGACGAGAUCAAGUCCGUGCUGGAGCACGACUGCCCGGCCACCGUCUCCUGCGCCGACGUGCUCGCCCUGGCGUCCCGGGACGCCGUCGCCAUGCUCGGAGGGCCCGCCUGGAGCAUGCCUCUCGGCCGCAUGGACUCUCGCACCGCCGACAGGGACGCCGCCGAGAACCUCCCCAGCCCACACGACAACUACACGUCGCUCGUCUCGACGUUCAGGGAGCGCGGCCUCGACGCCCGCGACAUGACCGCGCUCUCCGGCGCGCACACCGUAGGGAUGGCCAGCUGCGUGAACUACAGGGCCCGCGUCUACGGCAGCGACGGCGACACCAACAUCGAUCCCUCCUUCGCGGAGACCAGGCGGCAGUCGUGCCCCGCCGGCGACAAUGAGGAUGGUGGCAUGGCGCCGUUUGACGAGCAGACGCCGAUGACAUUCGACAACGCCUACUACAAGGAUCUGAUCGCGCGGCGUGGCCUCCUCAGCUCCGACCAAGCACUCUACGGCUCCGGCGGGCGGCAGGACGAUCUUGUGGAGAUGUACAGCAGGGACGGUAAGAAGUUCGCCAAGGACUUCGCCAAGGCCAUGGUAAAGAUGGGGAACAUACGCCCGUCCAAGGGGACCACGGUGGAGGUCAGGCUCAAUUGCAAGAUGGUCAACUAGCGAUGAUCUAAUGAUUUGCUCUCAAGACGUACGUCAAGUGCAGUCCCCUCGUGUUUUGGUUUAAUUUGUGUUUUCUGGGUCAAGUUUGUCAAAUAAAUUGUAAAUGUAUUCUUUCAUUCAUUCAUUAGUUUGCCAAAAAUCA